AUGGCGCGCAAUAAGCGCUCCGCAAGUCCAGAACGUGCCAAGAAGAAGCGCAAGGUCGUGUUGGUGAAAGCUCAGGCAGCUGAGCAGAGAGGACGCACUGGAGCAAAGGCAACUGCCAAAGCUUCAAACCGACCAAAGCCAGCGCCUAUCCCUGGCGGACCAGCAGGCCGCUUGUUGCAAUUUCUUGGACAUGAACGUGCGGAGCAUCCUCGAUCAGGCUCUAAUACGGAGCGUGCCGCCGAAGCGCAGGUGGAGCAGGGAAAACCGCAGCCAGUAGCGCAGAAGGUGCAACCUGUCCGGACCAAACACAGCUCGCCGAACAAGACCACGAAGAAAGGUGGCAAAUGCGCUCCCGAGAGUGACUCUGAGUCUUCGAGUGACAGCAGGAGCAGCAGCCCUUCACCCAGCCCAUCUCCAAUCAUGGCCCCUGCCGUUGUGCCGGCGAAGGUGCCAAAGAGGCCGAAAGCGGCGUCUCCCAAGAAGGAAGCGGUGAAAGUCGGCAAGGUCAAGAAGCGAGCGGCUCCUCCACCUGCUUUGGCACCACCAGCUGCCAAGGCCAAGAAAAUAAAUGAUGGCUCUAGUGUCGCCACAGCUCCUGCGAAGCCAAAGAAGACUUCCGAAGUUCCAGCUCCGGCACAGGUGAAAGCCAAGAAAACCGCACCUGAAAAGACACAAAAGCCACCAAAGCCAUCAGCACCAGCUGCUGCACCACCAACGACACAGCCAGAACUAUCUGAGCUGGAUCAGAUGGGCCUGCAGGAUGCAGUGUUGGAAAGGCUACGAACACUUUGUGACAAGGACGUUGAUCCCAAGGUUCUGGCCGAAUACAUCGUCGUCCUUGCCCAAAUGAACAAAGGACCUGAUCAUCUAUCAGGGGAGUUGGAGGCGUUCUUUUCAGACAAGGCGCUGCUACAAUCGUUUGUCAGAUGGGUGGAGGAUUCCAAGUGGUCGUUCGUUCCCGGAGGGCAGCCGCUGAAGCCAUUGAGAAGUGCUCAAGGCGGCAAAGGUGCCCAGCAAAUUGACCUCAGGGGUGUAGCGCCAGACACAAAUGGGACAGCGCGCCUGGCGAAGAAUGUUGAGGCUGCAUCUGCCGGACCAAAGACUGUCCGCCAGGGCCCGCACGUGGCUGUCACUAGUCGAGUGGUGCUGCAGCCCAACCCGAAUUUCGACAUCACACCUCCAGUAGCAAAGGCUCCUGUCAGCAGUCCCAUCAAGAGCCCUGUUUCGAAGGUGACUGCGAAGGCGCCGACGACCCGGGUGAUGCCAUACACAUUGCCGCCUCCACACAGUGCUGAGGCUCAGCAGGUGCAGCUUCUUGGAGAAUUUACAAAGACAUUGCAGAGCAUCCUCACCAAACUUCAAAACCCAGAGCUUGAUGACAGCCAGCGGGAAAAGUACCAAGCUAUGGCCGAUAAGAUCCACAGCAAGAUCAAGACCAUCAAGCUAGCAGGUUCUGCUCCUGCCAGCAAGUUCACACGUUUGCGAGAUUCUCAAAUCUUGUCCGUGGGUCACGGGAUCAAGCUUCGUAUCUCCGACAAAGUCAGUGGCUUCUUCUUCGGAAGUGCCUCUGAUUCCGUUCAUGACAAUUUGGUCGAGGUGGUGCGCCGCAAUCCAGUGGCAGCCACCAGCCUUCUCAGAACUGUGUCAUGGUUCAGUGUUGUUGGGAAUGUUGUGUCUGCAACCAGCUGUGGUGUCUUUCUAUGUUUGUACUGGACAAAGUGUGGUUGCGAUCGACCUUUGAGGUGGUGGCUCCUACUGCAGUCUCUCUUGCAAAUUCUUCAAUUGCCUGUUCGCCUGGUGCUUUUGUGCAUAAUUCGCUUUGCUGAGGAGUCUGGUGCCGACUUGCAGGAGCGCAUUGUCUCUUUGACAUCUUCCCAGGCAUGGCAAAUGAGCAAGAAAGUGGCAGUCUUCCAGUACGGCUGGUUCGUCUUGGGCAUGGUAUGGUGGGUACACACAGACGAAUGUCCGGAGUGUCCCUCGAUUUCCAAGCUGAUGGCAGCUGUCAUGGCGUUGUCAGUUUGGCGUGCUGGCCUUGCAGUUUGCACCUUCAGGGCUUUCUUCGGCCACGAAGAGAGCCCUGACAAGGCACCAGCAGCUAUUGGGGCCACACAUUCGCAGAUCUCGGCUCUCCCAGCGUACCAUUUUAAGACGUGCUGUGCAAAGGGUGAAGACGCGCAGGAGCCUUGCUCCAUUUGCUUGUCUGGAUUUGGCGAGGGAGUUCUGAUGCGAAGGUGA
Cladocopium goreaui is the source of this 2235-nucleotide messenger RNA. NCBI's taxonomy places the organism in Eukaryota, Dinophyceae, Suessiales, Symbiodiniaceae. The record is from the annotation of a GenBank genome assembly.